Molecule: messenger RNA, 1107 nt
Organism: Saccoglossus kowalevskii
Lineage: Eukaryota; Metazoa; Hemichordata; Enteropneusta; Harrimaniidae
Product: trypsin-2-like
Biological process (GO): proteolysis
Molecular function (GO): serine-type endopeptidase activity
Source: RefSeq, a predicted model, not a curated record
AUGUUGAUAAAUGACGUAACCGUUUUAGUGGCUGUCGUCACUUCCAUGUUGGACUGCGUCGUGUGGGAUACAAGCAAUAACACCGAGAGCGCCAGCAGAUCCGAGUACGGCAAUCGUUGGCGGGGUGCCAGCAAAUCCCCACAGCUGGCCAUGGGCAGCACAACUGAAGAUUCAGGACUACCAUUUUUGCGGGGCAACGUUGAUUCAUCCGGAAUGGGUGCUGACGGCAGCCCAUUGCAUUUCGGAAGGCAUGAAGAAAACACGAGCCAUGAAGAUCUUUCUGAUCUUGAAGAGGUUUUUAUAAAGCUUAUUGAGUGGAUGAAGGUUGGCUACAAUGAGGGUCGAGUGGUCUUUGGCCUCUAUGAUGACCAAUCUUUAAAGAAUAUGACACGACAGAAAAGAACAACAACAUCCACAGAAUUUUUGAUCCAUCCAGAAAUAAAGCUCACCAUGUCUACCAAGGAGCAAGAGUAUUCUUCUGAAAUUCAAGUUCAUCUAGGUUCUCAUUGGAUGAACGAAAUCGAUUUUGGAAAAGAACAACAGAUUGGAGUCGGUUCCGUUGUUCAGCACGAAUUUUACGACAGCACAACACUUGAAAACGACAUAGCGAUGUUGAAGUUAGCAGAACCUGCCACCUCAACAGAUUAUGUAAAUAUUGCUUGUCUGCCCGAUUCUACGACCUACUACAACCCUGGCACUGAGGGCGUUGUUGUUGGGUGGGGUGAAGACAACGGCACUUCAGUUGACAAUACCGUACUCAACCAAGUGGUUGUUCCGGUGAUUGAUGUGGAUAUAUGCAACAACACCCAGACGAUGAAUGGAACCAUAGAGGAUGGCAUGUUUUGUGCCGGAUAUGCAGAAGGUGGUAAAGACUCGUGCCAGGGCGAUAGCGGCGGACCAUACCAAGUUCUACGCGGGGACGGUGCAUGGGAGUUAUACGGAGUAGUAAGUUGGGGUUUUGGGUGCGCUGAACCCAACAGCCCGGGAGUCUACACUCAUGUCCCAACCUACAUAGAUUGGAUCUAUGAAAAUAUAGCUGCAAGCAGCAAUGUAAAUGUUCCAAGUUUGUUGAUGUUGUCAGUAAUGAUAGUUUGGCAGUUUUGGUGA